AUGGAAUCCGCGCUUCAGCUAGCGCUGAGAUCGUCCUGGCAGGCGACAGCCGGGGUCUCAGCCCUCCUCGCCGUCCUGUCUCACCAUGUCGUAUUCCGCCCGUACGAGAUUGACGGCGCUGCCUGGGAGCUCGUCUUUGGCUACAUUGGCUCCUGCGUGGCGCUAUUCUUCCUCUACAUCCUGGUGGCUGGCUACAGCUUCCUCACGGCUGUCGGCCGCACGCUCCUCGUCUCAAGCACCUACAAUGUCACCCUAUUGAUUAGCAUCCUUGUCUACAGGGCCUUCUUCCACCGACUCCGUGGCUUCCCCGGCCCUUUCAAUGCUCGGCUCUCUCGCUUCUACGCCUUCAGCAAGGUCGCCAAGACCGUCCGAGGCUGCGAGGAUGUCCAGAAGCUACACGAGCAAUACGGCGACUUUGUCCGAAUUGGACCCCGCGAAAUAUCCAUCAACCGGCCCGGUGCCAUCCGUCCCAUCUACGAGCCGCCCACGCGAACAACCCGAUCCCCAUGGUACGCCCAGGUAUCUAACGAUGUGACCAAGAUCUCCAUCAACUCGACUCGAGUCCUCAAGGUUCAUAAGCAGCGCAAGAAGGGUUGGGAGAGGGGACUCGGAUCACGAGCCAUGGCCGUUUACGAGCCUCGCGUAGCUUCCAAGGUCGAUUCCUUGCUGGGCCGACUCGCCGCACAUGCUGGCAACCCGAUCGACAUGACCAAGUAUAUCAUGUUCUUUGGCUUUGAUGUGAUGGGUGACAUUGGUCUUUCCAAGGAUUUCCACAUGGUCGAGCGAGAGGUCGAGGACCCCGCUAUCCAGGGUGUCCACGAGAGUAUGUUUGCAAUUGGUGUCUUUGGUACGGUCCCCUGGCUUCUAUCCAUGCUUGGCAAGAUUCCAGGCGCGGCGGGAGGAUACAACAAAUACACCAAGUGGUGCCACGAUGAGCUUCAAGAAAAGCGUCAGAUACUGCUGAGCGAAAUGGCGUCCCUCAAGGAUCAAGAGCCCCGAGACAUCAUGACUUGGCUUCUCAAGGCCAAGGAGCAGGGAGAUCCAUGUGCCCCUCCCGGUGAUCUAGCCAUUGAAGAAGAUGCUCGACUACUCAUCAUUGCCGGCAGCGACACCGUAGCUUCCGCCAUCACCAAUGCCCUGUUUUACCUUACCAAGAACCAGAAUGUCUACAAGACCCUCCAAGCGACUCUUGCAAAGGAAUUCCCCGGAGGUGACAGCGACUGGACCUACGAGAAGGCGCGAAACGUACCUUACCUCGACUGGGUCAUCCAGGAGACUCUCCGUCUGCGCCCUUCCGUACCCGGUGGCCUGGCCCGUGUGACUCCUCCUGAGGGUCUCAUGGUAGACGGCACCUUCAUCCCUGGCGACACUGUGACCUCAGUGCCAACCUACACCAUCCAGCGCGACGAGCGUUACUGGCCCGACGCCCUGUCCUUCAAGCCAGAGCGCUGGGAGGGUCUGUCUACCGAGAAGGCCCCUUGGCUCCCAUUCACCAGGGGCCAGUGGGCUUGUUCCGGCAGGGCGGUCGCCAUGAUGGAGAUGCGCAUGGUGCUCGGCCGUAUUGCGCUUCACUAUGAUCUCUCGUUCCCACCCCCGGUCAAGCCUGAGACUGCCGAGUUCGUCUUCCAGGACACCUUCACCCAGACGCUGCCUCCCCUCCCUCUCGUCUUUACUCCUAGGAAAGACUAA
Molecule: messenger RNA, 1689 nt
Organism: Clonostachys rhizophaga
Lineage: Eukaryota; Fungi; Ascomycota; Sordariomycetes; Hypocreales; Bionectriaceae
Source: the annotation of a GenBank genome assembly